Molecule: messenger RNA, 263 nt
Organism: Racocetra persica
Lineage: Eukaryota; Fungi; Glomeromycota; Glomeromycetes; Diversisporales; Gigasporaceae
Source: the annotation of a GenBank genome assembly
UAUUAGUUCUUCAUAAACAACCUUUUACCAAUGGCUUUCAAGAGUCUUCUGAACCUACUGUAAAUCCUGAAACCUUCAUGAUAAUGCUUUACAAGGUGAUCCAAAUGAGAUUGGAUGCAGGACCCUUGGCAAUACAAGAAUUAAACACACUUAUAAAAGGUUUUAUAGCAAAACAUAUGCUAAAACAUAAUCAAGGAGCAAUUCGCAAAAACUCCAAAAGAAUAUUGUUGGCUAAAUCUCAAAAUAUAGAAAAUUCUUUGGAU